CGAGAACCAUCAUCGCGAUCGUUCGCCUAGUAAGAAAUUAUCGCUUCUCAUUCUCUGUAGUAGUUGUACAAUCAAGAACAGCAACACCGAGAAAUAAAAGUAUCUCCUCUAGUAUCAAUCACAAUCUCUGACUUCCACGACCUUUAUCUAGAAACUGAAACUCUGACGAGAAGAUAUGCUGCCUGCUACGGUUCCAACUGGGGUGGAUCAGGGUUCUUCCCUAGGUACUAAUGGAGUUGCCGAGCAGGCGCCACGAGCACCCGCUGUCGAGAGCGCGGAACCAGUCGCGGCAACGGGUGGUAGCUUUGGCGGGUCAGAGCCUAGCAGCGGCUCCAAGAAUGCAGGCAGGAGACCACCACCACUGCAGGUGUCCGUUCAAGGCCUACAAUUUCCGUACUUACUAUUAAGGCCUCACAACUCAAUGUUAAUCUUAAUCCAUCUUUUAGCCCAUCUCUCCGUCUGCGGCAGGGGCAGCUGCUCUGGGAUAAUAGAGUAGUCUAAAAUCCUUCCGCUGUUUGCACGUAGAAAAAUGACCACAGUAUCAGUAGAUUAGGAUGAAAAUAAAGAUAGAUUUAAAGGCGCGCUCUAAUGCUAACCGAUGACGACGUCAGGAAAGUGUUUGGUCGAUAUGGAGAUCUGGUUGACGUGCAGAUCGAGCAGACAGGGAGAGCAGAAAUAAGUGGGCCUGAUCUGCCCAUCGUACUAUAAAUAUGGAUGAUCAGCUAAGUAAUGAUGAUGUUGUACUUAGUUGUACUACUACUAGUAGUACUACGGCGGUCUUUGAUAUUUUUGUGGUACCAAUAUGAAUAUAUACAACGUCAUCUUCUUCGAGGAAAAGGUUGCACUAUGAUCUUACUCUUUGUUCCUUCCAUUCUCAAUCCUCGUAGUCAAUGCAGUUUCGUGAUCGUGUUCGUCCGAGUUCUUUCUACAAGUACGUAGUACAACAACAACUUUGAAGGUUGAAAUAACACUUCACUCCACCUCAAUCUCCAUGACCAUCUGUCACUAUCAUUGUCUCCAUAGAAGCUAAAACCUUUCUUCAUCAGACACCCGCGUCCUCGAUAGCGCAUGUCCGAUUUGAGGGAUUUGGGAAUACGCUUGCCGCGUGGCGGGACUUAGAUCAGAAGCCCCUUGUUGGCAUUGAGGGAGCUAUUCUUUCAGUGAAGUGUCCGGAGAUGGGGCCAGACAAUUACCUCGAAACUGUGCAGAUGGACGACGCGGCAGAAGCUAAUGUUGUGAGGACGGUAUCUAUGUUAUAAUUAUUCAAAAUUUUGUAUAUUUUCUCGACUUGAUGUUUUUUAAGUUUAGCAGGAUAAAAAAUAAAUGGGAAUCGUGGAAGGCUUGCUCUGUCUUCUUCAAAUGUGGGUUUGGGUACAAAAAUACUCUAUGAUACCCCCACCCACAUUUGAUGAAGAGCAACCCUUCACACAGCACAGGCACACACCACAUCAUGAUAAAUAACUGCAGGGUGCUGACGGGCCUUCAAGAUGGAGUGAAAUGUGGACGAAUGACCAGAGCGGCGUAAGAAAAUACACAUGUCGCAUCGAAAUUGAAAUAGAGAACGAAAAGGAAUUCAGGGUAUUUAUUAGACAACUAGUACUUACAUUUCCUUUUACUUUUUGUUUUUCCUAGUUCCUCUCGCUGGAAGCAGGUGGUACUAGACAAUUACACUUGGCGGUGAAGUGUCGCUCCUGCUGCAGGGAGAGUGAAGCAGGUGAACAAUGCUAGAUCGAAGAAAGAACAAGAAAUUCGCAUUUUUAAAAUCUUUCCACUUCUUGACUAGAUUAAGUGAUUGUGGAGGUUCGAUUCAUUGAUAUCGAUUUUUUUAGUGCAACAUCUGCUUUUGCAUGUCCUCGACGUUAUGUUGCACCACAUCCACAUUCUUAAAUUGCAUCAUAUCUUCAACAAAAAAAGGUCGGCUCUCGCGUGAUCAACCUUGCUCGGCGCAUAUGGGAGGAAGUGCCGGC
Molecule: messenger RNA, 1967 nt
Organism: Amoebophrya sp. A25
Lineage: Eukaryota; Dinophyceae; Syndiniales; Amoebophryaceae
Source: the annotation of a GenBank genome assembly